Anopheles arabiensis is the source of this 1141-nucleotide messenger RNA. RefSeq lists its product as uncharacterized. The record is from RefSeq and is a predicted model, not a curated record. Bases 6 to 692 code for a protein of 228 amino acids. Lineage: Eukaryota; Metazoa; Arthropoda; Insecta; Diptera; Culicidae. The transcript is spliced from 4 exons.
ACAACAUGGCCCAGCACUCGGUGCCGCCUUUAGUCUCACAAUCGAUCCUGUUGCUGUUUGUUCCGUUGGCGUGUGCUCAUUACUCUAUUCCGGCGACAGAAUUUACGUAUGGUUCCUUCACGUCCGAUCUUAAGAUCUGCUAUUCGAGCUCGAUCAAUUCACAAGCAAUAAGUGUGAAGCCUGUUACGCGUACGUUCAGCUUUAUACCUGAUGUCUUUGAUACGGUGCGAUACAUUCAGAUCAUGUCACCUGACCUCAAAAAGUUCUACGCACAAAUCGUGAACGGUGGUAUCGGAACAGGCAUUCUUUCGUCAACGGAUAUUGCCGUUUCAUCGGUCCACGGAGGACUCCUGAAUGUGGCCGUCCGGAUCUUUUGCAGUUCUCCGCCAGUAGCAAAAUAUGAUCAAAACUACGAGAUUUUCUCACCGACGUUUAUCAAAUGCUACACUGAAACAGUAUAUUCCACCAGCAACACCAAUAUGCCAACAGAUCGCAGUGUUUCUUACACCCCACCGCCCGGUCCGUUGAAGAUUCAACACAUAAAGGUAGUAAGUUUUGCGCAAAAUUUUAUCACAUCCUCCUUAACAGAUGGCGGUAUAGGAACGGGUAAUCCUACGAUAACCACGGUUGUGGUUAACUCUGCGGAAGGUAUACCAUUCAAAUCAACUGUUACAUUUUUUUGCGCCCCAUAAACAGCGCAGUUAGUAGAGCGCUCUGCAUGGCUUCUCUACGGAAGAGCAAAGCCGUUAUGAUCUUCACUUUCAAGGAGCGCUCCAAAUUCAGGACGAACCGGUUCACCAGCCACUUAGUUUCUCGAUUCCACCAAAACCAUAAACUGGGACGCUUACCUUCAAAACUUACCACCACCCAAAAACAUAACAACCUGCAUUGACCUAAUUUCCGAUGCAGUGAAACAAGGAGAAAAAGACGGCAUAAUUAUUUUGGAAACCAGCGCUUGACACGCACAUACACACACAUGGUCAAGUACACACGGAAUGGUCAAGAUCAAAGAGAAAGCAGAGCGCGAGCGUCUUGUGUUUUUGGUAGUGAAUAAAAAAACAAGAAAAGAAGUACCCUUAUGGGUGUUGUUCUGAAGUCCUCAAUAAACUGUGUCCGACCUGGAAGUUGCCCGGUCAUGCGC